Messenger RNA from Abrus precatorius (Indian licorice), 1809 nucleotides. RefSeq names its product protein odr-4 homolog. NCBI's taxonomy places the organism in Eukaryota, Viridiplantae, Streptophyta, Magnoliopsida, Fabales, Fabaceae. The transcript has 10 exons. Gene Ontology annotation, biological process: intracellular protein localization. The record is from RefSeq and is a predicted model, not a curated record. Gene Ontology annotation, cellular component: endomembrane system. The coding region runs from base 145 to 1599 and encodes 484 amino acids.
UUGAUCUUACGUCCCUUAAGCAUUUGAAAACGCAGGAAAGAGAAGAAGUAACCUGACAUAAAGAGGUGAAGGAGGUUAGGUUUGAUAGAAUUGAUCGGAAAGAUAAUAGAUCUGAUAGUUUGUGCGGUUUAUGAAGGGUGAGCAAUGGUGAAAGGCGUAGUUGGAGAAGAAACGCGACUCAACUCCAUUGAGGAUCGACUCAGCCAAGCCGCGCUUCCAGCUGAGGUGGGCCUUCUAAUCGGCAAAUUCAGUUCCUCUUCGGAGCGUGCCUUCAUCUUCGACCUCAUUCCCACUCCACCCAACGACUCGGCCCAACCUCCUUCUUCCAUCACCCAGCCCGAUACCAGAAAGGCCCCCAAAUCCAAAUCUCAGCCCAUCGAUUCCUCUUCUCUCUUCAUCGACAAGGGUUGGGUCGCCGAACAUGCUCGCCAAGUCUCUAGAAUGCUCCUCGGCGGCGUCAAGGUCGUUGGCCUAUACGUUUGGGUUAACGACACUGCGUUUAAGAAUUCAACCAUUAUGCUUUGCCAGACCGUGAGGGAAGUUGCUGAAGCAGCGCCAGUUUCGAAUGUUGACUGGGAUGAAAGAUUGCUUCUACACAUUUGUUAUAGUCCAAGGAGGUGGAAUUGUCGAAGCUGCUCCCUGUCUUCAAAUAUUACAACUAGUAGUCUACGGCCUUGUGAUUUUAAAAUGGGAAAGGUUUUGAGUUCCCUUCAAACGUUUAAGUGCAUGUACAACUUUAACCUGAGGUUACCCGUAUUGCAUGACAGUGUGUCCAAGUUCCAGACGUUGAGUGAUAUUCUUCGUCAUGCUAUAUCUGUUCAUGCCAAAGAGCUUACAGGGGCAAAGGCUUUGAUUGAUGGUAAAUUGGUUGUUGAGAGUGAACCAUGCUCAUCAGAAGGUCUGCACGAAGUUGAAUUGCUUCUCCCAUUUCUGAAUAAUAGUUUUGUUGAAGCAUGCAGCCAAAGAGAUGUUGUUGGUAUUCUUUCAUUUAGUGGAUCGAUAUGUUCUUUUGCAUAUCUGAAUUCAAAAGAGCCAAUUUCACAAGCUGUCGCUGAUAUAAAGGGGGAUAUUAUUGCAAGUCUGCAAAGUAGAUUGGAUAUAAUCUGUGAUGAGGCAGAUGGUGAUUCAGGUAACAAUCAUGAUGUUGGAAGCCAAGUAAGUGAUGAGUCUGAAAAGCCCGUUCCCCAACUAGUGCUGCAAUUGUUAAGAAAAGGAUGUAGUCUUCCAUUUCCUAGAAGAGUCUUUACUCCGUGGUUAGCAGGGGUGUAUGUGUGUGAUUACUUGCAGCCUUCUGAAACUGUUGAGGUUUUAAAAGAUCAUUGUAUGGAGUUAUUAUCCAUGAAAGCUCCAACUGAUGUCUCUACAAUUCUGGAGCCUGAAAAAGAACUGCUAUCUUUCAAAACUAAAUCUUUCUGGGAUGUGGCGGUGCCCUCAUAUUCAGAAAUUCACCUCGUGGAAGAUAAGAGCAAACUUAAUGGCGAAGGUAAGAGUUCAAGUAGUAAAGCUGUGAAGCCGGCUCACAUUAAUGUUGUAGCUGCUGGUCUCAUCCUUCUAUUAUCUGUGUUAGUUGGUUUUGUGUUAUUCUUCCUGAAAGGUUAAGGGUGAUAUUAAAAAUUUUCUCUCAAUGGAAUACACAUUCUUAUAGUUUACAAAGCUGCAUGCGUAGUUGGCAACUAUUUUACUUUGAAAUGAUACAACGGCAGAUAUGGAAACAAUAUUGAGCAAGGUCCAAUGCCUUAUAGCUUUUUGAUCAUCUUCACCUGGAAUCAACCCAAAAUAUAUUGGUUUUUGUGGAUUUAAGAAAAUUAA